This is a messenger RNA of Oreochromis niloticus (Nile tilapia), 1571 nucleotides long. RefSeq lists its product as uncharacterized. The coding region runs from base 17 to 1153 and encodes 378 amino acids. The transcript is spliced from 10 exons. Lineage: Eukaryota; Metazoa; Chordata; Actinopteri; Cichliformes; Cichlidae. The record is from RefSeq and is a predicted model, not a curated record.
GAAGCUUUCAGAAGAUAUGCUGCAGAGGGUCUGUAAGGGCGGCUCAUUGUCUAUAACGAUGAACAUAAUAAUUGCUCUUCUGUGUAUUCUGACAAAUCAGGUCAUAAGCCAAACCGAAGAUAUUUUUCCUGCAAGGAUCCUGGCCCAGCAGACAAUUAUAAGUGAAAACAGUGAACUUUAUGUAACAUGCAGCACAUUUGGAAAAAAGAAAGACUCCAAGGUUUAUGUUUAUUUGUUAAUAAAUGGGCGCAGAAUCCAGACUGAGCCCCAGAAGCAAGAUCAAAAUGACAUCCUGUUCAAGAUAUUCAGAGCUGGUCUUCAUCACAGUGGAAAUUACAGCUGUGUUUAUUCCCCCCAAAAUUAUACACUUUCUGAAGUAGUCAAGGAAGGAGACAACAUCAUUGAGAUUCUGGUCAUAGCCAAUUUUCUCCCAGCAGAUAUUUCAAUAGUUGGGCCAUCCACUGUUCACGAGGGACAUCAUGUUGAAUUCCAGUGCACAGUGUCUCAACACCUACAUACACUUGGUGGAUGUGAACUUAUCUACGCUUACCUGAGGAAGAACGACACGAUUCUCCAAGUGCAAGUCUUUAAUGUGUCUCAGAUGCUGGCAACUUUCAUCAUUGAUGGUGCAGUUUUGAGGGAUUCAGGUCCUUACAGCUGCAUAGUGUUGCCAUCUAAAUGCUUCUAUAAGCACGAGUACACAGUUCAUGGAACAAACAAUUUAUUUCUUGAGGUCAAAGUGGAUUUGGUGUCUACAGUGUUACUCCAUGGUGGAGUAAUAACCUUGAUGCUGUCACUAGGGGCGUGUCUUUGGUGGAUUUCAAACAAACUAGUUCGCUCAACUUCUUGUGGACCACGUGCAACGACUCAGCAGGCAAAUUCAGACAUGUUGGAGGAACAGCAGGAGCAGGAAGAGUGGGAAGACGAAAAAGAAGACUCUUUCAGCACAGAUUAUGAUGACGCGUGUCCGAACAAUCUGGCAGCUGAGGUUUCAUUGCCUUCUGAAAAUUUUGAAGACGCGUACACUGUUGUAGAUGAUGUGCCUGCAGAUUCAAAGCCAGCAUGCCUAUAUAGUUCAUCGAUCAAACAUAAAAAGAAAGGCAACAGAGUUCCCACCCCGAGUUCCUCUUCAGUCUGUGUUUCAGCUAAUUAAUGACUGCAGGCAAUGAUCAUGUUCAGAAUAAGUGGCAAUGUUUUCUGAAAGUAUAGUGGCUGUGAAGCAUCGACAUUCACAGAUGUUUAUGAGCAACACAGCUGAAGAAAGACUUGCUCCAACGUGCUGUUUCUUGUUUCUUCAUAAAACAUUUUGAUUAAAGGCAUGGAUGUACUAACUUUAUAAAAUAGUCUGCAUUUUGCUUUCACUCUAGAGCAUGCAGACAUUAAUGUUUUAUAUUUUUCUUUUCUUUUUGUAACCACUUAUUUCCAUCAAUCCAUCAUAAAAAUGCAUAUAAUACAACAAAAAAUAGACUUUUUUUCAAAUAUUCACUGUGUAUAGCUUUCAAAGUUAUAAUUAUUAUGUUUUUAUUGUGGUAAUUAAAUGUAUUUGUAUUCAAUAAAUUGUUUCUAAUCCA